Messenger RNA from Phyllostomus discolor (pale spear-nosed bat), 2176 nucleotides. Its product is annotated as olfactory receptor 5F1. Gene Ontology annotation, cellular component: membrane. Bases 564 to 1508 code for a protein of 314 amino acids. Gene Ontology annotation, biological process: sensory perception of smell; G protein-coupled receptor signaling pathway. The transcript has a single exon. NCBI's taxonomy places the organism in Eukaryota, Metazoa, Chordata, Mammalia, Chiroptera, Phyllostomidae. The record is from RefSeq and is a predicted model, not a curated record. Gene Ontology annotation, molecular function: G protein-coupled receptor activity; odorant binding; olfactory receptor activity.
UCAAGUUUAAACACUACAAAAUAAUUCUCUAAGAAAUGAUAUGUGUCAAAAUAUGAUUAUUUGAAAUGGUCACUAUUUUUGCUUCUUGGGGUACAUGAGGAAUUUCUGGGAGAGAAUGCAUGAAUUUUGGAGUUGAACAAUAAAGUGUGGUCUUGAGAAAUAAACAAUGGAUCUGUGUUAAAUGUCAUACCUUUUAGAGACUGGGAAAGAUGACAGCAGGAAUAUUUGCAUCCUUUGCAUUUUGGAUGUGGGCCGGUAGAGAACAACAUAUAUAUUGCAUUUGCAGAAACUUAAGUAGAGUGUGUGUUUAAGACCAGUAAUUAGAGGAGCCUACCACCAGAUUUCAUAAGGUCAAUUGCAUCAUAAAGUCAAAGGUUUCUCUACGUGUCCACUAAUUCUCCUCUCUCUUCAAUCACUCUAGAUGCUAUGACAUAUUAACAGAGGGAGUUGUUUUUUCCCGUGUGUGAAUUAUUAACAUUAACAUUCCUAUUCUUUUUUGUAACUUUUAGACAGGAAAAUAUCUACACACGUACAUGAAUUGAAGUAAACUGUAUUUGUAAUACAUGACCAGAACAAAUUAUACCUUGGUGACUGAGUUCAUCCUGCUGGGAUUGGCAGACACACUGGAACUACAGGUUUUCCUCUUCUUGUUCUUUUUAGUGAUUUACACACUGACAGUUUUGGGGAAUGUUGGGAUGAUCCUCUUAAUCAGGAGUGAUUCCCGACUUCACACACCCAUGUAUUUCUUCCUGGCUAACCUGUCCUUUGUGGACGUGUGUUAUUCCUCCACCAUCACCCCAAAGAUGCUGGUGGAUUUACUGUCAGAGAAGAAAACCAUCUCCUUUGCUGGCUGCUUUCUGCAGAUGUACUUCUUCAUUGCCUUGGCCACAACUGAAUGCCUCCUCUUUGGGCUGAUGGCCUAUGAUCGCUAUGUGGCCAUAUGCAACCCUCUGCUUUACCCAGUGGUCAUGUCCAGGACAGUCUGCCUGAAAAUGGCAGCAGGGGCUUUCACAGCGGGACUGUUGAACUCCAUGGUGAACACGAGCUAUGUGAGCAGGCUGCCAUUCUGUGGUUCCAAUGUCAUCCAUCACUUCUUCUGUGACAGCCCCCCACUCUUUAAGCUCUCAUGUUCUGACACACACCUGAAUGAAAGCAUCAUUUCCACUUUUGCUGGAGUGAACUUGGUCGGAACUCUGCUGGUCAUCCUUGCAUCCUACUCCUACAUUCUCUUCUCCAUCUUUCGUAUGCAUUCUGGGGAGGGACGACACAAAGCUUUCUCAACCUGUGCCUCUCACCUGGCAGCUGUAAUUCUGUUCUACUCCACUGCCAUCUACACUUAUCUGAGACCUACUUCCAGCUACUCCCUGGGUCAGGACAAAGUGGCUUCUGUCUUCUACACAGUGGUGAUCCCCAUGUUAAAUCCUCUGAUCUACAGCCUCAGGAAUAAGGAUGUAAAGAAAGCUUUGUGGGAUGCAAUCACAAAGAAAAGGAUCUCUUCAUUCCUGUGAUUGUUUACAGCUGGUUCAUAGCUACAGUACUUUAUUAGAAUAUCCUUAAGUAAUCACAUUCUGUAAUAGUGAAGUAUGUCUAUUGUAUAAAGAAAAUUACUUUAAAUUUCUCUAAGCAUAAGGUCAAUUACCAAACAUAUAUGGGACCAUGGACCCUUCCCUAAUCAUCUUUUAUCUGUAGUGCAUUCACCCAAAAUAAGGUCUGUUUGUAAUAAUAUCUUGCCUCAGAAAAAAAGUAUAGACUGUUUAGCAACAGAAAUUGUGAUAUCACUUGAAAUUAGCUAUGGAAAAUACUUGUGUCAAUAUAGUUUUCCCCAAUUAACCAUUAUUCAACAUUUAUGAUUUGUAAAAAUUGUUAUAUGCAUAUAUAUCAAACUUUAAUUGAUAAAUCAUUUUGGCUUUUAGUUAUUUUAAUUAUGUUGAUUGAAGUUUUACCAUGCUUUUCUUUAUAUCCUUAGAAUACCUUUCAAACCCUCUUUUGUGAAUGUGAAUUGUUUUGCCUAUUUGUUAUGCUACCUCUUUUGCUUUCUGUUUCUCUAAUCCUUCUAGUAUUUUAUUCCACUGCAAUGAUGAAUGUCAUCACAUUGUAAAAAUAUACAGAUUUUCAGUCAAGACUUUGCUUAUCUCAAUGUUUUUUGUUUCAGAUAAGCAAAUCUGCAUAUUUCUAA